AUGCUGGAGAACACCAAUAUCAGGCGCCGGCACCAAACAAACGCGCACGAAAAGAAGAUUCCCUCCAAGGCUUUCCCCCGGAAACGAAGCAAAACGUCUGUUUCCCUGAAGGAACAACUCUCACAACUCCAGGAUCAAGUGACUGCGCUUUCCAAGAAUCGAAGUUUUCAAGGAACAGAUACACGAAAUGUAUUCGCCACGCAGUCUUAUAAUAGGAGCAUGUUAGCCUCAGAUAAACCUCCUAGCCGAAUUUCUUCAUCAAUAUCCAUCGACUCGGGAAACGAUGUUUUCGAGAAUCGCUUUGCUGGUAGUUUUACUGCCUCUCCAAAUAUUCCUACUCCUUUAGAGGAGUCAACAGAGUCGGAUACGCUCGGUGUCAACACUCCCUCCUUGAACAGCUUGCCGAUUGGUUCCCAACUCAAUGCAUUGAGGAACCUCCGGCAGCCUAACGCUCCAGGGGGCCUCGAUGACUCGUCCCAAUUCUUGAUUGCCACGCCCGCUAUCUACGAGCGAUUAUCAAUGGUUCUGUCGCUCCAUGGAUAUGACCACGAGCAUCACCAAAUUAUCAUAAGCUCUGACAAUUCUAAAAUCAUCGCCAUUCUGUUGAAUAUGUUAGCAUACGCUUAA
Messenger RNA from Penicillium vulpinum, 627 nucleotides. RefSeq lists its product as uncharacterized. Lineage: Eukaryota; Fungi; Ascomycota; Eurotiomycetes; Eurotiales; Aspergillaceae. Bases 1 to 627 code for a protein of 208 amino acids. The record is from RefSeq and is a predicted model, not a curated record. The transcript is spliced from 3 exons.